Oncorhynchus gorbuscha (pink salmon) is the source of this 1093-nucleotide messenger RNA. Its product is annotated as aldehyde dehydrogenase, mitochondrial-like. The coding region runs from base 87 to 329 and encodes 80 amino acids. The record is from RefSeq and is a predicted model, not a curated record. Lineage: Eukaryota; Metazoa; Chordata; Actinopteri; Salmoniformes; Salmonidae. The transcript has 3 exons.
ACAGAUGACGAUCGACUUCACUGUACAAUACUUUGUGAAAGCCCGCUCUCCCUGGUUGACAAACGCAUUUGUGUUGAAGAAGAACCAUGCUUCGAGUUGUGUUAUCCCGAACUUUUCCUCGGAUCUCUGGCAUUUCCAAUUGUCAGUAUUCGGCGGCCGCCAUCCCGGUUCCAAGCGCACAGCCCGAAGUCCAUUAUAACAAGCUGUUCAUCAAUAACCAGUGGCAGGAUGCCGUCAGCAAGAGGUCCUUCCCACCAUCAACCCAGCCACAGGAGAGGUCAUCUGUCAGGUGGCUGAGGCAGACAAGGCAGAUGUGGACAAGGCUGUGAAGGCUGCCAGGGAGGCCUUUCGGUUUGGGUCACCAUGGAGACGCAUGGACGCAUCGGACCGCGGGCUGCUCCUGAGCCGGCUGGCAGACGCAAUCGAGAGGGACACAGCCUACCUAGCGGUCAGUGACGCCGUCCCAUUACUGCUGGUCAAUGGAAAUGAUUCACCUGAAGUGGUGUUAUGAGAGGGACACAGCCUACCUAGCGGUCAGUGACGCCGUCCCAUUACUGCUGGUCAAUGGAAAUGAUUCACCUGAAGUGGUGUUAUGAGAGGGACACAGCCUACCUAGCGGUCAGUGACGCCGUCCCAUUACUGCUGGUCAAUGGAAAUGAUUCACCUGAAGUGGUGUUAUGAGAGGGACACAGCCUACCUAGCGGUCAGUGACGCCGUCCCAUUACUGCUGGUCAAUGGAAAUGAUUCACCUGAAGUGGUGUUAUGAGAGGGACACAGCCUACCUAGCGGUCAGUGACGCCGUCCCAUUACUGCUGGUCAAUGGAAAUGAUUCACCUGAAGUGGUGUUAUGAGAGGGACACAGCCUACCUAGCGGUCAGUGACGCCGUCCCAUUACUGCUGGUCAAUGGAAAUGAUUCACCUGAAGUGGUGUUAUGAGAGGGACACAGCCUACCUAGCGGUCAGUGACGCCGUCCCAUUACUGCUGGUCAAUGGAAAUGAUUCACCUGAAGUGGUGUUAUGAGCGGCUAAUUAGAUGCACAACAUUCCUGUUCUGGCACUCAUGCCAAAGAAAGCAGUUGUUUGGGUUGUAUUA